Lodderomyces margitis is the source of this 1332-nucleotide messenger RNA. It is a transcript of the gene NRM1, whose product is annotated as Nrm1p. Lineage: Eukaryota; Fungi; Ascomycota; Pichiomycetes; Serinales; Debaryomycetaceae. The record is from RefSeq and is a predicted model, not a curated record. The coding region runs from base 1 to 1332 and encodes 443 amino acids. The transcript has a single exon.
AUGGGAAUGCCAAUGGUAUCCAACAGAGUUGCAUUAUCGACAAUUGGGGAUGGUCAAUUGAACUCGAACCAAUCAUUAAGUUGUUCAACACCACUAGCUAAUAAACAACGGACCAAGCUUCGCCAAAACACUGACGAGUUCAAGUCAAUGCUUUCCCUUACACCAAGUAAACAUAAAAGGAGAUUACCCGAUAUGGUGACCAAGUCAUUCUCAAUUGAAAAAUCAGGCACCUACUAUAAUAGCAAGAGAUCGCCAGCGAUUAAGUCAACGAGCUUUGCUGAAUUCAAUACUGAUACUUCACCUACUUUGCAUUUAAAAUCUUCAGCUUCAGCAUUCAAGAACGACAAGGCAGGCUUAGCUGCUACGAAGUUGAAGUUGAGAUUACAAUUUGCUCUUUAUAAAGUGCAACAAAACAAGUCGAACUCAGCAGACACCACCACGAUACAAAGGGGUAGUAGUGCCAAGGUAGACGAAUUAAACUUUUUGAACCCAAUUUUGAGCCCUUCAGCCUCAAAAAAGGGCACACCUACUGCAUCGCCAAACUAUGAUGCAUACGCUAAGGCCAUGUCAUCGUUGCUCACACCACCGGAACCCAAAACAUACUACACAAAGUCCAUAAAUGUCAAUUUACAAACCAAAACUAAAGCUUCUUCGUCCACGACCACGUCUUUAUCAACUGUUGCUCAAAACAAGGCAAAGAAGAGAGACCAAAAGUUAAAAUUAUUUCAAAUCAAGAAAAGCAGCAUCCAUUACGCUGGAAACCAAAAGAAAUUGCCGUUAAUCCGCCAAAAACAAGACGUGAAAACAAAAUCCACACCCAGUUUUAACUUAUUUUGUCCAUCCAUUAGCAUAUAUGGCUCAAUGAACUCGUCAUUCAAUACCCCUCCAUCUACCUCAUUACCAGCAAUAACCCUCAAUCACAAAUCUGAAACUCAAUUACCACCAAUCAACAAAAUUUUGAAAACACCAAUUAAGCGCGCUAACCUCUCUAGGUCAUUGAGGUUUCAGCAAUCAUUCAACAAUGCUGCGCCCGAUGUAGUUGCUGCUUCAAGAAUGCCUACCACGGUAGAUGAUACCAUAGAUGAAGAUAACGACAUGACAAUGUUGCAAAACACCACUAUGCAUAAUAGCACAAUUGAUCAACACGAGUCAAACUCAACCAUGAUUACAAAGGACAUUGAUGAAACCAAGAUUGAAGACGAAGAAGAAGAAGAAGAGGGGGAGGAAAAGAAGGCAGUUUUAACUUCUUCGCCAUUUCAUAACAACCUAGGCACUCCAAACAGUUUCAGUGUGGCCAAAUCAUUAUUACAAUUGGGCGGACACAGAAUGUAA